UUCAUUUGUAUUUUGCUGUGUGUGUGUGUUGUGCCUUAUUUAGAAAAAAAUGCUUGAUUUUCUCAAAAAACAAAUCCAAGCAAUGAUGCCAUCAGAAUAUUGGAUUGCUUUAGUGGACAAAUAUUGGAAUACAUUUGCCGUCAUGAUUGUAAUGGCACCGAUUAUAUGGUUACAUUUUACACGUAUAAUGGCUUUUAGUGAUUGGAAUCAUUAUAAUUGUUUAGCUAAAUGUAUGUUCAUUGUCUAUUUGGUUUUCGUAUACAUUGUACAUGAAUUAUUACGUAUAAUUGUUGUUAAAAUCAUAAACAAAGAAUUAACCGUAACCGAAUUGAUGGCUUCAAUGAAACAAUGUUUUAUGGCAACAAAACAAUUUAUCAUUGAACAUCCAUUUGUCGUAUGUAUCAUAGAUAAAUUGAAAAGAAUACGAUCCCAAUCCAAUGAUAUGAUGGAAUCGAUCACAAAAACAGCAACAGUGACAUCGAUUGAUAAGCAAAAAUGAUAAUUAUAAUUUGAUGUUUUUAAAAAUCUGA
Messenger RNA from Dermatophagoides farinae (American house dust mite), 530 nucleotides. RefSeq lists its product as uncharacterized. Lineage: Eukaryota; Metazoa; Arthropoda; Arachnida; Sarcoptiformes; Pyroglyphidae. The record is from RefSeq and is a predicted model, not a curated record.